AUUCAAGAUUUCAGUACUGGGUUCAUUCACUGUUACUGUUAACUCAUCCAUAUUCAAUAGGUCAUUCGACCAAUCGGAUGACCCUCUUUAGACACGUGAGUAGGCUUUUACAUAGGCAAGUCCCCAGCGAUAUAACUGUGUGGUAAAAUCCUCACGUGUCCGAAUCAGUUCCAAAUCCUUGCACUUUCUCUAAAUCAAUUACAAAACAGCGCUAUGCUGUUCUUUUGCCGGAUCCUUAUUUUCUCGUACUAUUUGCCAUUUCGUGUAAUUUCUGAUCGACUCUGGAUUACACAGUCUUCCAAAGUAUUUUUGAUCUUCAGUCUCAGGAGUUUGGUGGUAUAAACAGCGACUUCGGAGGCAUGUUGUUGCGAACUCAACAGCGCUCGAGGAAUGCCUGAAUUCAUUCCAUUUCAACAAAAUUUGUUUCAUUGUCUACUCUGUGUCUACUGUAGUUAUCUGGAUUCCCAGGAACGCAACAUGCAUACUUUCGACUUUUCAUCUAAUCAAUGAAGUACUAUUUCAGGCAUUGAGUGCUCUUGAGUAUAUUUUUAAUUCACUGAUGGACUUUGAUGGACUGAUGGACUGAUGGACUUUGUGUUUCCACCUCGAUUGGUCAAAGCGCUUUUGAAAUUGGAUGAGUUAAUCGUAACAGUGAAACUGGACCACUAGACUUAGCACCGAAUUCUGGAAAUGGCUUCCAAGUCGCACUUAACAUUCGCGUCACGUGUUUUAUCGGGUACGAAAUUUUAUACCCGAUAAAACACUGCUACUACUGCUCGUGUUUUAAAUAGUACAUCGAUACUAAGUGAAGGGAAAUUUCUUGCUGAACAUUCUAUUUAUUGUGUAUCAGCCUUACAAACGAAAGCCAUCAGCGGAAAUAAAGAAAACCACGGAUUAUGCCUGGCACAACGCAAAAGCGAUAAUUGCCGAUAAGAGUUGCCGCAGAGUGUCGCUGUCCUGGGAAAUCUUUACAUAAAAUCUACAGUAGAUAUCUUAAAGCGCAGCUGAAAAUAUCUGUAAUUUGGGCCGUGUCGCGUAUUGUCCCGAAAUAAACAUAAUCAUUCCACCAUGAGUCGCCAUGAACUCGCUCGCAUCCUUUCAGUGAGCCAGGAUCCUAUUACCGCAAGUGUCCGAUGUCAGCUAUGCUAGCCUUGUCUGCUUUGGUAGAAUACUAUUCGCCUUUACUAUGGUUGAUCAUACUAAUCAAUGUCAAUAUAACUGUAAAUAAAUGGGACGGUUUUCCGUGGAAAAGAGGCUUACCCCUCGGAACCAAGUAUAAUAGAGAAUUAGACCUUACGUGAUUAUAGAUGAUAAAGCGCUUUUGACCUUUCAAACGACGCGCUAUGAACCGCCGCCGCCUGGUAAUUUUAAGUAACACGACCCCGAGCGGCGCGUUUUUUUUCCUUCCCCAUAGUAGAGUAGGCAAGACAAGUUACUAGGGGCAGUGAUGAUGGAUCCGACCUUAUCAAAUCCAACCACCAACGUCCUCAGCUGGGACUGCUUUGGACUUGUCAUCACAAGGGAAAUGUACACAAAAGCGGCAGAGAAUCUAUUUGAUAAAAUGCUUUAGCUGACUUUUACGGGGCUUUCCUGUUUUAUUUUAUUGAAGGCAAGUAUGAAACUUUGAAUUUAACUAUAAAAUCAGUCUGAUCUCUGUGUUGCAUUCGUUAAUGGCACACGGUGUCGCAACGUGAGUUCGCCGAAGUCCGGUCAAUGAAUAACUUGACAAUUUGCUGGAUAAACGAUAAUUUUUGUGUUCCUGCACUUGCAACACAUGUAUUGAGAUGAAAGCCUUUGUGAUCUCAAUCAAUUUCCUCUAAUCAUCUCCGUCUUAAGCAAGCAUUUUUGCCUUUGGAGCUGAACUCAAGCUUAGUUCAACAUCGAUAAUAGGACACAAAGGGACUAUUUAUCCGUUAUAUAGCCCUCCUGAAUUAUGUGAAAUUUGCUAUCUAAAAUUUGUACUCAGGGAGUAAGAAACUUUAUUUUAGUUAGCUGAGAGACAUGAUUGACUCAUUUUUAGUGAAUGAAGAUGAAACGUAUUUCAGAGCUCUACGUUUUUUUUCCGUUUAAAGUAUCAUUAGGCCGGUACCCUAGGUACCAGAGGCUCCAAGCUUCGCGGCGAAAAAGAUCUCUCCUCUCCCGGGACCCCGCGCUCGUUCCAUACUUGAGAAUUAAUCUUUUGUUAUAACAAAACGAAUAAUCAUGGAAAAACUUUGCCAAAUUUAUGACACACACCGCAUCCGUAUAAGAAUUGUUGGUUUCACGAUGAUGACGUUAAUUUGUUGGACGUGUAUCAAAUGGCAAAAGCGCUGUCCAAUGUGUUAAUCCUGAAUGGCGUUUUUCGCACCUAUUACCUGUGAGGGGAUUCCGACCUACCGUUUCAACUUGUAGCUUAAUUAACUUUUUAAUUAAUCAGCAAGGAGUCUAAAGGCCACAACGACUUACAAAAUCGCGUACUGCAAAAGGAGACUAUAUACCAUGAAACGGUCGCGACCCAAAUAUACGGAUUGUACGGUGGCCCAUAGGGGACAGCACACAAAACAAAAUCGCACUGCAAACAAACAAAAGUCGCACUGCAAACUAAACUAAAUCGCACUGCAAAUGAAACAAAAUCGCACUGCAAAUGAAACAAAAUCGCACUGUAAACUAAACUAAAUCGCACUGCAAAUGAAACAAAAUCGCACUGCAAAUGAAACAAAAUCGUACCGCAAAUACAACAAAAUCGCACUGCAAAUGAAACAAAAUCACACUGCAAACUAAACUAAAUCGCACUGCAAAUGAAACAAAAUCGCACUGCAAAUGAAACAAAAUUGUACCGCAAAUGAAACAAAAUCGCACUGCAAAAGAAGCAAAUCGCACCGCAAACACUAAAACAUCUGCGUGCGCAUUCAGCGGUUGACAUGCGCGCGCAGGGAUUAGGCUCCACCACAUGGAUCGAUUUCCCCGCCAAUUUAUGCCAUAAUGGCGUCGAAUACAAGUAACAUAACAGAAGAAGUUCGUAAAACGGCUCAACAAGAGAUAUCUAGAGUUUUCUCAUGUCUACCUGGACCAUCGGGUUUGAACUUUGGAUCUGCCGGAUCGUCUGCUUCCUCAAAUAAAUCAAACGACACUCUGACGUUUGAAGAGUUUUAUGCCAAACGUGAAGAAUCUCGAAGAGGGGACUUCAAGCCCGCGAGAAAAAGACUUAGGCCUGACAAGAAAUCAACGACGAAGGCGACCCCAAAAGAUGUGGAGGUCAAAGUUGCUCUCGCUUAUCGCAAUGAUGGUAUGAUCAAACGAAGCCGGGGAAAGGUGCAGAUUGUUCGUGCCAAAACAACUUCCUCCAAAGAAGAUAUUCUCGCAAGUGCUAUUCAAAAGCAUUCGAGAUUCGACAAGACUUUUGAUGAAUCAAGGGACUAUACCCUACUCUACCCAGACUUUAGUGAGGUCCGGUGCAUCCCUGGAACAGAGAACCAAUUCACCCUAAAUGAGUAUAAAGAAGCCCUUGGAAAGGAAUAUAAGAGAUUGACAUUCUUCAUAAUACCUUCCUAUGAGAUAGAAUCUUCUUCUGAUGAUGAUGGUGGUGGUGAUAAUGAUCAUGGUCAUGAUGAUAGCCAGAGUCACCCAUUUAAAAGAAAGCCAACAUUAUCUAAAUCUCCUGGCAAAGCAGAAUCGGAUUGCAACCAGGCCGAAUGGGAUCAUAGCCAGCUGACAGCACAGCCCAAUCCUGUUGAAAGUAAUUUAUACACCUUUUAUCAUAAUAUGUGGAAGUAAGAUAUUGACUAAAAUGCAAGCCCUUUUCACAAUGUUUAUCAACUCAAUUAAUGGCAAGUGAUACUGUAGAUUGUGAAAAAAUCAACCUUUUUUUUAAAGUCGGGUCCCUAGUUUGGAUAAUUGUUUUGACCUCGUCCCUUAAUGUUUUCAGCCAAAUUCUUCCCCUUCACUUUCUGUCCAGCUUGCAGCUAAUCUCUAUGAUCGCAUUCCUUUACUUGUCAUUGCUGUUCCUUUCUUUGCUCCUUUCUACGAUUUUCGGGAGGGGGGAGGCACCGAAAAUAUGGGGGGACGUAGGAGGGGGCAUGGAAAAUUUUGUUCCUCCUAAAGGGAGAGGGGGUCAACUAAUUUUAUCCAUUACUUUUAUCAAAAUCGUCACGCCCCUCCUCGGGAUAAUAAAUGAAUUUCCCUUACGUUCGAACUAAAUUGUUCUCGUACAGUCCUCUAUCCUCGUUAAGACCACUGGGUCCCCAACCAUGCGAAAUGCCGUGAUAUGACACGCCGCCGUCGAGUGCAUCUGUGACGAAAGGCCCCCACUUCUAAGCGGUUCGCGUUCGUGCGAGACGAUCCAUUAUCGCCAGUAAUUACGUGAAGGUGGACAUUAGGCAAGAGCUGUGCAGCCGCGUGAAGACAAAGACACGUCACCGUGCUAAGAAAGCUAUCACUCCAGUUCUAACGUACUGAUACAUAAAACACGCAAUAGAAUUAUUUUGCUUGAAUCGUGCAUUGCUUCACUCAUUCAUACAGUGUUAUGAUAAUAAUGUUCCGAGCGUCAAGAAUCUUGAUAAGCAAUGCAAAAAGUAAUAAACUGUUACUAGACGAUGAAAGAAACUGUCAGCAAGCAUGGUCUGAAUGCUUAGUUUUCCUGUAGUAAAAUAAAUACAUCAAUGUUUUCUCCCUAUAUUUACCUAAAGGUCAAAAAGACCGACCGAUAGCUAUUUAGAAGCCCUAUUACUAUUAUUGCGGCACUUGUGACGUCAUAUCCGCAACAGAAGAGUCGCUUCAGUAUUGACAUUGUGACGUCAUUGACCCAGCCGACGCACGUGACCCUGGCGAACCAGCAUUGUCACGUCUCGCCUUUUUCCGUCACGUCUAAAGCGCGGCGACCUUGGCUUUUACUAGAAAAAUAGGUUAUACUCGAAACUAUAAUAUAAAAUAUAACGUUUAUUUGUGGGUAGUGGAUUUAGAGUGAUGGACAUGCUGCAACAAAACGGGCAUGAAUUUCGUUCAAAUACGUGUUCUGGUGCAGAAUAGGAGAAAUAGCAGAAAUAAGCAGAUAAGAUAGAGUGCAGUUGGCGAUUGGUGAUCGCAUUGAUCAGUUCGAUAGUUAUAGGUGUUAAGAUGAAUUUGCCGGAGCGUCUUUGCGACAAGUGCCAUUGAAUAGAUGGAAUUGUAAGCACGAGAAACCCCAUGUAGUACGUGUGAUCGUACCAAAUACCUCUACUGUAUGUGUAGCGAUAUGGGUUUAGAUUUUAUCUUUGUUUAUUGACCCUCUCGGGCUUAGCAGGGUUAUGGUCAUGUCCUCCCUAGAGGCAAGUUUAUUAUGACUGGGUGAGAGAGAAAGGGCGCAUUCCAUGACUUCUUAAACGCGGACCUGGAGGGAGUUAACUUCCGUUUUACUCAUGUACCGGAAGUAAAAGUAACAUUAAAAAGGCCGGUUUCCAUAAGAUCGCAUUCUACCGCCGGCGAUCGUGUGCGAUUUUUAAGGAAACUAACCCUGCGAUCAAGUGCGAUAAUGGGUAACCACUUUGCGAUCGGAAUGCGGUAGUUGCGAUCGUACGGUCAAAUUAGCUGCAAUCGUAUUCGACCAGCCUAACUAACGCUGCCGGGAUCCAAACGAACGCCAGAAAGCGCAGAAAAAAAAUACAAUUCAAGUCAAGAAGAUAUUGCCUUGUUCACCUCAAAAUACUUCUAGUAACUAUAUAUAACAACAAUAAAUGCGCACCCUAAUCUAUUCUUCUAGAUCAGUGCUCCCAUUUUGGUUGUUUUGAGGUAAGUGUAGGCCGUUUUUGACUGAUAGAAUCACCGCAAAUUCCAAACGUUUACACAGCACAGGUAGACCACACCUUCUCAAUGUACAAUGUGAAACCUGCUGUGUUUUAUCGAAACCACACUUUAUACAUGUGGUCUCACCAUACAACUCCCUUCACCACCGGCACAUUGGUCCGUGGGAACAAAAAAUAUUAAAAGCACGUUUAGCACUUACCAAUGCUUCUCACGGUGAAAAUAUCAUCUUCGUAGAAUUGAAAGGGUUGCGACGGAGUGUUUUGCACUUGCAAGAAAAUAACAUUUUCUUGCACUUUCGUAGUUAUAUGCAUGCAGUGACCAUCCGAAGUGGAAUGUGUGUGUGAUACAUAUCCCCCCAUUUAGUAGGUUUACACACAGGGAACCCAAACUAAAUUUGCGUUAGGGAAAUAUUUAAAUCGAAGGUGACAAUAUGCCAGUUUUAUUUUGUCAGUUUUAUGUUUAACACGCCAAAAGCACAUCGGUCAAAUACGGUAUCGCAGUAAAAGUCGAAUGUAUUGUGCAAACUUAUGUGACUCGGUAAAACGUGGACGAUGCCUAAAAAAACCUGUGGCUGUCAUCUCCUUAUUAAUGGCUAGCAAGUGGAAAUUGCUUAUGUAGACGUGUACCUGUGCGAAAGCGAAAGCUUUGUCUAUUGUAAUUUGAAUCGGGCAUUUUUAUGACUAUCAGCUCUACGAAGGACAGCCAAAAAGUAGCCGUUCAAAUCCUUCAGCUGCGCAUUAACUUAUGAAGCUCCUUCGUACUAAUGGGCGCAUUUGUAGCAGAUUAGAUACACUCUUUUUUUAUAAGAACGUCUGUCAGUUGAGGCUGGGCCGUUAUUAUUUUUUGGACAUUUAAAGGCUGAAUACGUUCUUAACGAUGUUCAUAAAUUUUAGCGUACAUAAGAAUAUAAAUGCCCAAUAAACUGUUAGUAAGAGAAUUACACUACGCAAUAAUAAGAUUGUUACUAUGAGCACAAUUUUAUUCUGUAUUUUAGCGCAUCAGGACUAAAAAAGAAUUUUUUUUUGCUAUCUGAACCUCGGCAUGAUCUUAGCAUGCUUAAAAUUUGGUGAAAUCUCAGGCUAGACGUUCUCUUAAAAAAGGUUCUUAUAAAAAAAAGAGUGCCAUCAUGCUCUGCCAUUCGAUAGCAGUGAAAGUAAUUAUUAAAACUGAGCUUUUCGAGAUUUCGUGAUGAUCUGGUCACGUUCGCAAAAAGAUAGACGUGUCUGUGCCGAAAAAAGAAUCGCAAUUUUCUCAUUACUAAGCUACUAGGAACAGAUCAAAAUAUAUGACUAAACAGAAUUUGUCAUCAACUUGUCUUUGUUCGUAAGCCAACACAGAGGUGAUUUACGAUUCAUUUUUCUAAUUAUUUUGCGAGAUACCAGUCGAGCCAACAAAGGUCCAAAGAAGAUUACAGGCAGCUGGGUUUUUUAUAGAAAGGGGGUGACCACGUGAUCGGUAUUUAGCGGGUAUUGCGAUUGUGCGGUUUUGUUUGGAAGAACUAGCACUGAACAAAUUACCCUCCCGUAAAGUCUCCCAUGGGUAUAUAUUCGUUGGUUGUCCGCUAAUAGAACUCUGAAAAGUAAUUAACAUUUCAGUUCUUCUAAUAUAGCGAACAAAGCCCUUUCUCCUAAAGACACUCACUCGUUCCGGUGAUUGGACCCUUUGCACUGACGCAUUUUAAAAUUCGACAGUAAUUUCAAUAUUUACCUUUCCGUUCCCUAAUUAUCGAAUUGUGUCCUUGGUGCUAAAAUAUCUUCGUAGAGAAUUCAAAUCUACUAGUAUAUUGCAAAGGCUUUUACAUCGAUGCCGACAUUAUGGUAUUACAGUAGUGCAUUAAAUCCGCAAAAGGCUCUUUCACUCUUUCUCCAUGUGGUUUUUAUUCUGUUUUAAAUUUAUCGAUACUGGGGGCACUCAAGGGCUGAUUAAAUUCGAGCUAAAGCCAUAAGAACACUGACGCUAGGCUUGUUUGCAAAAGAAAACAAAGCGCACUUUGUCAGUAUCUAUAGCAAAGCGAAAGCCGGGCGGGCGUUGGUGAACUGUUUCCGUUACAGACGUGUUCUCUCUAUUCACAGGAAGUCCACUCAUACAAGAAAAAUUUGCGAGUUCAAAUCGGUUCGUGACACGAUCUAGCGUUAGGAGUAGGAUGUUGAUUCUUUGGAAACAGUCCGUCACGCACCGCCUGUAGUACACGGCUCCGGUUUGAAAGAAAAUACUCGGAGCGUUUGAACCAAAGAGCCUAUCUACUUUUGUCUACAUUAGCUUUGCUCCUAGCCAUCGGGCUGAUCAAGUCAGCGAAGUGGAAACUUCAGAAAAUUCAAUAAAGGAUUAUGUUUCUCAUUCUGACAUUGUGGCUGGGUUUCGUCCUCUAGGCAAUUCUAGAACAGUUCUUCUGGAGAUUAUAUUUAGUGGACCGAAUCGAUAUGCUGCCGCGUCUUUUCCAAUGACUAAGCUGUCUUUUAAGACUGAUGGCUUUGAGCUGGCUAAGAGCUCUCCGUGGAAUGAUUUGUGUUCCGUGUGUGCGAGCUGUGGUAAUUAUGUUAUAUUAGUACAACCAGUUCAACAGACAAAGUAUUCCAAACACGCGCCGCACGCUCUGAUUGGUCGCUUUCAUGUCAGCGCACCGGCUGCACAUGCGCAUUGCUACGGGAAAUGCACGUGUCAAAAGAAUAUAAAAACAACAAAGGUCGGUUUUAGCCUUAGAGAUAUUGAGUCAUUAGGAAGGGAGGUUGAGUUAUCGUUUUCUAUUUAUGUAAAGGAUUUGGCCCCAGAAGAGAACUGUUAUUCAGGCCAGAUCACAAAGAAUUAUGUUGGACCAGCAUAUAAGCUCCCCAAAA
This is a messenger RNA of Nematostella vectensis (starlet sea anemone), 8591 nucleotides long. RefSeq lists its product as uncharacterized. Lineage: Eukaryota; Metazoa; Cnidaria; Anthozoa; Actiniaria; Edwardsiidae. The transcript is spliced from 3 exons. The coding region runs from base 2962 to 3753 and encodes 263 amino acids. The record is from RefSeq and is a predicted model, not a curated record.